CCUACAGCCAGCUUGCCAUAACUCCCUGAGAUCUCCCAGGUGGUGGCAGCUUCCUCUGACAGACUCCUCCACCAUGACCAACCUGAGCUCCCAAGUCAAAAGCUCCCUCAACAUCACCACCCCGGGCGUGCAGAUAUGGAGGAUCGAGGCCAUGCAGAUGGUGCCCGUUCCCUCUAACACCUUUGGGACCUUCUUCAAUGGUGACUGCUACGUGGUCCUGGCUAUCCACAAGACCGCCAACAACCUGACCUAUGACAUUCACUACUGGAUCGGCCAGGACUCGUCCCAGGAUGAGCAGGGAGCAGCUGCCAUCUACACCACCCAGAUGGAUGACUUCCUGAAGGGCCGGGCUGUCCAGCACCGGGAGGUCCAGGGCAAUGAGAGCGAGGCCUUCCGUGGCUACUUCAAGAAGGGCCUUGUGAUCCAGAGGGGGGGUGUGGCUUCCGGCCUGAAGAACGUGGAGACCAACUCCUACAAUGUCCAGCGGCUGCUGCACGUCAAGGGCAAGAGGAACGUGGUGGCCGGCGAGGUGGAUAUGUCCUGGAAGAGCUUCAACCGAGGAGACGUUUUCCUCCUGGACCUCGGCAAGCUCAUCAUCCAGUGGAAUGGUCCAGAGAGUAACCACAUGGAGAGACUCAGGGGCAUGACCCUGGCCAAGGAGAUCCGAGACCAGGAGCGGGGCGGGCGCACCUAUGUGGGCGUGGUGGAGGGGGAGAACGAGGCGGCCAGCCCAAAGCUGAUGGAAGUGAUGAACUACGUGCUUGGCCAGCGCAUGGAGCUGAAGGCAGCCAUCCCCGACUCAGUGGUGGAGCCGGCACUCAAGGCUGCCCUCAAGUUGUACCAUGUGUCUGACUCAGGGGGAAAGAUGGUGGUUAGCGAAGUUGCCACGCAGCCACUCACCCAGGACCUGCUCAGCCAUGAGGACUGUUACAUCCUGGACCAGGGGGGUCAGAAGAUCUUUGUAUGGAAGGGGAAGAAUGCCAAUGCCCAAGAAAAGAAGGAAGCCAUGAACCAGGCCUUGAAUUUCAUCAAAGCCAAGCAGUACCCCAUAAGCACGCAGGUGGAGGUGCAGAAUGACGGGGCCGAGUCAGCUGUCUUCCAGCAGCUCUUUCAGAAGUGGACAGUGCCCAACCGGACCUCAGGCCUGGGCAAAACCCACACUGUGGGCUCCGUUGCCAAGGUGGAGCAGGUGAAGUUUGAUGUCGCAUCCAUGCACGUGCAGCCCCAGGUGGCUGCCCAGCAGAAGAUGGUGGACGACGGGAGCGGAGAGGUGCAGGUGUGGCGCAUUGAGAACCUAGAGCUGGUGCCCGUGGAGUCCAAGUGGCUAGGCCACUUCUACGGAGGUGACUGCUACCUGCUGCUCUAUACCUACCUCAUCGGCGAGAAGCAGCAUUACCUGCUGUACAUCUGGCAGGGCAGCCAGGCCAGCCAGGAUGAAAUUGCCGCCUCAGCCUACCAGGCUGUUAUCCUGGACCAAAAGUACAAUGAUGAACCGGUCCAAGUCCGCGUCCCCAUGGGCAAGGAGCCGCCCCACCUCAUGUCCAUCUUCAAGGGACGCAUGGUGGUGUACCAGGGAGGCUCCUCCCGAGCUAACAGCUCAGAGCCUGCGCCCUCCACGAGGCUGUUCCAGGUCCGGGGAACCAAUGCCAACAACACCAAGGCCUUUGAGGUCCUGGCCCGGGCCACCUCUCUCAACUCCAAUGACAUCUUCGUUCUCAAGACCCCGUCCUGCUGCUACCUGUGGUGCGGGAAGGGCUGUAGCGGGGAUGAGCGGGAGAUGGCCAAAAUGGUUGCUGACACCAUCUCCCCAACGGAGAAGCAAGUGGUGGUAGAAGGGCAGGAGCCAGCCAACUUCUGGAUGGCGCUGGGCGGGAAGGCCCCCUACGCCAGCACCAAGAGGCUGCAGGAGGAAAACUCGGUCAUCUCCCCCCGGCUCUUCGAAUGCUCCAACCAGACUGGGCGCUUCCUGGCCACAGAGAUCCCCGACUUCAAUCAGGAUGACUUGGAGGAGGAUGACGUGUUCCUGCUGGAUGCGUGGGAUCAGGUCUUCUUCUGGAUGGGGAAGAAUUCCAAUGAGGAGGAGAAGAGGGCUGCGGCUACCACCGUGCAGGAGUACCUUAAGAUGCACCCCAGCGGCCGAGACCUUGACACCCCCAUCAUCGUGGUGAAGCAAGGACACGAGCCCCCCACCUUCACGGGCUGGUUCCUGGCUUGGGACCCCUUCAAGUGGAGUAACUCCAAAUCCUACGAGGACCUGAAGAUGGAGCUUGGGAACCCGGAGGACUGGAGCCAGAUCACUGCCGAGAUCACAAACCCCAAAGUGGACAUGUUCACCGUCCAUACCAACUUAACUUCUGGGCCUCUGCCUAUCUUCCCCCUGGAGCAGCUAGUGAACAAGCCGGUGGAUGAGCUCCCCGAGGGCGUGGACCCCAGCAGGAAGGAGGAGCACCUGUCUGUUGAAGAUUUCACUAAGGCUCUGGGAAUGACUCCAGCGGCCUUCUCUGCCCUGCCCCGAUGGAAACAACAAAACCUCAAGAAAGAAAAGGGACUAUUUUAAGAAGCAAGAGUAGUUGUGGUUGUAAGGCAGCACCCUACCCUGCUUUGGAGGCUCUGUCAUUAUUACUGGUUUUAGUCCCACGCCAACUUUAGAGAACAUACCCAGCUGCCCCCGUGAGGAGGCAGCGUGUGGCAAUGCCACUUUUGUUUAGUAAUCUACCCACUCCCUCAGAAAGAUGCCGCCUCCCCGAGGAGCCUGCGACCUGAAGAAGGCCAGACUGUUUUUCUCCUGGACAUCACAUCAUUUCUAACCAUCCUGUUCUAGAGCUUUCCCUCCUUAGAGGGGCAGCCCAACACUCCCACAUUAAGAGUUGUGAGGCACUGCCCAGUUUUUUUUUUUUUUUUUUUUAAUCUACAGCAGGUGGGCCGAAGCACUGUGCAGUUUUACAUCUUUCCCACUGUAAUGGCCUCUGCAUUUCACAUGUGCUUUCCUCACUACCUUACUCAGGUGCUAAGUUAAAGAGGACCCCUUCUUUGGAGUGCUGAGUGGCCUAGGAGAUUGCCUUCCUGGGUUACACAACACUCACUAAAUAGUACUUAGUGAGAACAGCACAUCCACUGGUUCUAGGCCUGAGGCCUAAAGCAAAGCAUGACAUGAAAUGCUAAUGGCUUCUCACCCGGUGCCUCCCUCUAAUGAGGCAGUUACCCAGAAGCCUCUGCAAAGCUUCACAGGCUCCUCGGAAGAAAACCAUAGGAACUCAGUGGUUACGACCGCCUAACAUCAGGCUUGCUGCAUGGGAGUCCAGGCAGGCAGCCAACGAAGGUGACGUCCACUUCACACUGGCGUUAACGGUGUCUGCAAGAGUGUGUCCUUUUUAAAAGUAACAGUCAAACCAACAGCAGGUUAAUAAAGGCUUUAAUUUUACACACCAAAAAA
Messenger RNA from Chinchilla lanigera (long-tailed chinchilla), 3433 nucleotides. RefSeq names its product villin 1 (gene Vil1). Gene Ontology annotation, molecular function: actin filament binding; phosphatidylinositol-4,5-bisphosphate binding. The record is from RefSeq and is a predicted model, not a curated record. The transcript is spliced from 20 exons. Gene Ontology annotation, cellular component: actin cytoskeleton; lamellipodium; cytoplasm. Lineage: Eukaryota; Metazoa; Chordata; Mammalia; Rodentia; Chinchillidae. Gene Ontology annotation, biological process: actin polymerization or depolymerization; regulation of lamellipodium morphogenesis; cytoskeleton organization. Bases 74 to 2557 code for a protein of 827 amino acids.